Messenger RNA from Trichosurus vulpecula (common brushtail), 3783 nucleotides. RefSeq names its product acyl-coenzyme A thioesterase 1-like. Lineage: Eukaryota; Metazoa; Chordata; Mammalia; Diprotodontia; Phalangeridae. Gene Ontology annotation, molecular function: fatty acyl-CoA hydrolase activity. The record is from RefSeq and is a predicted model, not a curated record. Gene Ontology annotation, biological process: acyl-CoA metabolic process; fatty acid metabolic process. The coding region runs from base 1 to 1698 and encodes 565 amino acids. The transcript has 4 exons. Gene Ontology annotation, cellular component: peroxisome.
AUGAUUCUGGACAAGAGAGCGCUCUUCCGCAGCCCCAGGACGCCCCGGCCCGGGCUCGCUCGCCCCAGGCCGAGCCCGGUCUGCCCGGCCCAGCCGCGGGCCAGGCAGAGGAAGGGGCGCACGCGCGGACGCAUAGAACGGGCCGGCGGGGGACGGGCGGGGGUGGGCGGUGCUGCACUAGCUUAUCCCAGCCCCGGCAGGUGCGGCGGCGCUAGACCUCGCCCGCCGUGCCCGGGCCUGACCUUCCUCCCCCGGCGCCCUCCUCCGCGGCGGCGACGGCGGCGGCGUCUCUCGGAGCGUGCCGGGGCUGUGUGGGCGCGUUCCGGGCUCCCGUCGCUAGCCGGCAGCAGCAUGUGGCGUUCGGCCGGGCCCGCGUUUCGAGGCUUGUCCUGCUGGGGCCGGCAGCCCCUCCGGACCGUCUCCGCUUCCCCGGGCGGCUCCCAGAAGGGCGUGACGUUAAGCGUGACACCCCCCGUGGGCCUGGCGGACGAGCCGCUGCACAUCCAGGUGCAGGGCUUGAGCCCCGGCGAGCCCGUGACCGUGCGGGCGCUGGCCGUCAGCUACUACGGCCGCCUCUUCCAGUCAUGCGCCCAUUACGAAGCCGACAGCGGCGGGGCGCUGGACCUGACCAGAGACCCCUCCCAGGGCGGCGACUACACGGGCGUGGAGCCCAUGGGGCUCAUGUGGAGCCUUUCCCCAGCCGGCAUGGAGAACCCCUACGUCCGCAUGGUGCAGCGCAGCGUGCUCAAGAAGCCCCUCAAGCUCCAGGUGACGGUCCACCAGGCGCACAACCAGACCGGGCUGCUGCUGGGCCAGGUGCUGGCCUCGGCCAGGGUGGAGCGCUGGUAUGCCACCCCCGAGAUCCGGGCCAUCAGGGUCCGCGAGGGCACGGUCAGAGGGUCCUUCUUCCUGCCCCCAGGGGAUGGUCCAUUUCCUGGUGUGAUUGACAUGUUUGGCGAUGAAGGGGGACUACAUGAAUUUCGGGCUAGCCUUCUUGCUUGUCGAGGCUUUGCUACCCUAGCUUUGCCAUAUUUUGCCUUUGAAGAUCUACCUCCCAUCAUGAAAGAUUUAAAUCUUGACUACUUUGCUCAGGCAGCUAAAUUUGUGCAGAAUCACCCAAAGGUCAAAGGUCCCAAAAUUGGAGUGAUUGGAUCUGGCAAAGGAGCAGAACUGGCCUUCUCAAUGGCCACGUUCCUCCCAGAUGUGGCUGCUGUGGUCAGUAUCAAUGGUUGCAUCUCCAACACAGGCACUGCUCUUCAGUGUGGCCAAGUAAUCCUGCCAGGGCUUCCCUUUGAUAUGGAUAAAAUCACUGUCACUUCCUCAGGAGUUUACGAUGUUAAAGAAGCCCUUGUAGACCCCUUGGAUCCUGCUUAUGGAGACAGCCUCAUUCCCAUAGAAAAAGCUAAUUCUCACUUCCUUUUUGUGGUUGGAGAGGAUGACAAACAAUGGAAUAGCUCUUUGUAUGCUGACUUGGCAAUUAAGCGUUUAGAGGAGCAUGGGAAAAAAAAUUACACUCUUCUGAGUUACCCUAAUGCAGGUCAUCGAAUUGAUCCACCCAAUAGCCCAUUUUUUCCAGUUGCCUUGGACCGGUGGCUGGGGGUCCCUAUUCUGGGUGGGGGUCAGUGCAGAGCCCAUGCUAUUGCUCAGGAGGAAUCUUGGAAGAAGAUCUUAGAGUUUCUGAAGAUGCAUCUAGGAUGAAGGCUAUAAAACCAUAAAGUUGGGUUGAAGUGAAUCCCCAAACAAUGCAACAAAUUGAUUUCAAAGGAAUUUAAAGGCCUGAAUCUGUAUUGCUUUGUAAAAUGAAAAUUGAGAUUUCAUUUCCAUCUAUGUUUUUUUUGGAGGAUAUAAAAUUACUAAGGAAAUAGUACUUUUUUGGUAGCAGUUCAAAGAAAUUGAUUCGAGGGUCAGAAGUAUUUCAAUUUUGUGUUUACCAGUAUCUGUCUUAAGCUAUCUAUUGAAUAAGGUUUUAAUUUGACUUAUCCAGGAGACGGUAGAAGCUUCACCUAUAAAGGGAGAGAUAAUUAUUAAAUGAAAGAGCAAAAAUAAUUUUCAUUGUGGCCCCUUUUGGCGUUAAAAAUCAAUUUGUAUACUUGGUGGCUUGUCUGCCUUCUAUUUUUCCAUGCUCUUUUUUUACUCAUAGUAAAGUAUUCUUCUUAUCUGUCACAGAAAUAUUUCUAAAAAUUUUUUGAUCAGGGUAUAUACUUGAAUGUGAUCUUAUUAUUGAAUAUACACCAUUGGAUUUUUGAUGAGGAACUUUAUUUGGUGAUGUAAAGAUCAACAUGAAACUGUAAGAUGGGCUGUACUGACCUUGGGUUUUGUGGAGGUCAACUUUUUUAAGGGGCAGCAAAGAUUUCACCAUGAAAAAAUUCUUAGGAAAUCUAAGUGUUUCUCCAGCAAACAGCAGUCAAAUGCUGAGAAUGGAUCUCGGUGUUUGUAGCAUCUUUUUCCUCCUAUUUCUGUCUUUAUACAUAUUUGAAGUUUCAGAAAUUUAUUAUCAUAUUGUCCUUCCAGAAUAAACAGUAGCAGUGCAGAAAUCGGACUUUUCUAAUGGGAGGUCAGAAUCCUUCCUCCUUUACCCCAGAGAUGUAAAAUUUAUUGGUGAAGGGGGGAUUCUCUUUCUCCUUUGAAUCAUCCUCUAGUGGGGUUUGAGCCUCCAGUUCUUCGACUGUGUGUGCUUUGGGUUGGAGGAUAUUCAGAGUUUUUGUUUUUGUUUUCAUUUAGGCUCUCUUCUCUGAUGUACGCACAUAUUUCUUGGGGGGGAGGGGAUGGGAGGAUUUGUGACUGAGUUUUUAUAUAUUGUUUGGCUAGUAGCCCUAUGGGUUCAGAACUACCCCUAGAACCCCAGGAUGAGUCAUUGUUGUAAUGCUUUUUAUAACACUACCUGUUUCUAAAGUAAAGCCACACUUUGAAAUGUUUGACAUUAAAAAAAGAAACCUCAGCAGAUUGAGUCCCUGUGGCCCUUUCUUGGGGCUAUUCAUGUAAGAAAUAGAAAAUUGGCAAGUUGGCUUUUUUGAAAUCUCUUUUCUAUAACAACAGUAAAGGAAAAUGUGCCUUUAAAAAACUAAGAGCCAUGAUCUGAGGUUGCCAUUUGAAGUUUGAUGUUCUGUUCAUUCUAGUUUAAUUUGAAUGAAUUUGACUGUUUAAGUUUCCUGAAAGGAGUGUUAGUUACACAGCCAGAUUUUUCAGUUGUGCUUUGAUGUGUGUUUUAAAUAAAGCAUGUCAAAUCAGUAUUUUGUCCAUAAUCAGGCCAUUAGACCUGAUAAUUACGUCUCUCCCCCCCUCUCAUCCAAACUAUGCACUUAUUUUAAAAAACAAAAGUAUUCUUGUAUUUAUUUAUAUUUACCAUUUUCUCACUGGUUGUAUCCAUUUUCGGUCAUAGGAUACUACUUUGUGCAUUCUUUUCAAAGUUUCUCCUAUAGAUGAAUUUUUUUCCUGAAUUUAUGGAAUCCUUUUAAAUGAUUUUGACUGUCUUAGCAUUGUAAAUCUUUGGCACACUCUAUUUACUGAUUUUCCUGUUUUUUUAAAGUUGUUUAUUUAGGUAGAAAAAGAGCUAUUUAACUUUAAAUUUCAUUUGUUAGAGUGUUUUAAAAAAUUAUACACAAGGAUACCCAGCUUCAUGCUGUGGAAUUAUUUGUUUAUUUAUAUUAAGGAUUUAAAGAACACAGCAUAGCUUUUUUUUCAUAAAUAUUCUUAAAUUUUGAAACCAGAAAUAUUGCUCUAAAAUGUGUGUACAGAAUAUUGUUAAAUUAAUUUUCAAAGACAAAUAAAUUUCUGAAGAACAUA